Myotis davidii is the source of this 2051-nucleotide messenger RNA. It is a transcript of the gene CNTF, whose product is annotated as ciliary neurotrophic factor. Gene Ontology annotation, molecular function: cytokine activity; ciliary neurotrophic factor receptor binding; growth factor activity. Gene Ontology annotation, biological process: positive regulation of tyrosine phosphorylation of STAT protein; ciliary neurotrophic factor-mediated signaling pathway; negative regulation of neuron apoptotic process. Gene Ontology annotation, cellular component: axon. Lineage: Eukaryota; Metazoa; Chordata; Mammalia; Chiroptera; Vespertilionidae. The coding region runs from base 389 to 1105 and encodes 238 amino acids. The transcript has 4 exons. The record is from RefSeq and is a predicted model, not a curated record.
AUAAAGUGAACUGAUGAUAUGUGUAUAUAAAAUAGGUUGCAUUAGGUAUCAUGGGGAUUAGUGUGAUAGUGACCUUGUUGCUAAGUGCAAAAGCAAAACAAUGACAUAAAAACAAGUAGGCUAGGCACUCAGUGGAGGAGAGAGAUGGAGGCAGACGCUGCAGGAAAAAAAAAGCUGAGUAAAAGGGGCCUUUGAUUCCACAGGCACAAAAAUCCACAGCCAGGAAUUUGCUGCCACCUCUGAGUCAGGCAGGGGGUGGGGGUGGGGAACACCAUUCCUUUAGAGAAUGCCCAGUGGAUUUAGUCUGAGUGUCACAUUUCUUAUUUGGAACAGUGUAGAUAGAAACAAACUCAGCUCACUUGUUUUCCUGGGACAGUUGAGUUAGGGGAUGGCUUUCGCAGAGCACUCACCGCUGACCCCUCACCGUCGGGAUCUCUGUAGCCGCUCCAUCUGGCUAGCAAGAAAGAUUCGUUCAGACCUGACAGCGCUUAUGGAAUCUUAUGUGAAGCAUCAGGGCCUGAAUGAGGACAUGGACCUGGAUUCCGUGGAUGGUGUGCCAAUGGCAAGCACUGAUCGGUGGAGUGAGCUGCCUGAGGCAGAGCGACUCCUAGAGAACCUCCAAGCUUAUCGUACCUUCCAUGGUAUGUUGAUCAGGCUUUUAGAUGACCAACGGGUGCAUUUUACUCCAGCUAACAGUGACUUCCAUCAAGCAAUACAUACCCUUCUACUCCAAGUUGCUGCCUUUGCUUACCAGCUGGAGGAAUUAAUGGCGCUCCUGGAACUCAAGAUCCCCCCCAGUGUGGCUGAUGAGAUGCCUGAAAUUGUUGGAGAUGGUGGUCUGUUUGAGAAGAAGCUGUGGGGCCUAAAGGUGCUGCAAGAGCUUUCCCAGUGGACAGUGAGGUCCAUCCAUGACCUUCGUGUCAUUUCUUCUCAUCAGACUGGGAUCUCAGCACAUGGAAGCCGCCAAAGCCUCUUCACAUCCUUUCAACAUAUAUGGUGUCAGUAUCAUGGCAUCUGGUGCUGCCGCUGGAUUCCAGCAAGGUACCUUCUUGAGCCUUUGGUGCUCUGUCAGCUUCCUGACUGCUCCUGGAUUCCAGUGACUUAAAUGAAAUUAUCUUGGCAAAGGGCAAAUUCUAAAUACUCAGUAGGUAUGAACCAUUCUUCUUCUUAAUAUUUGAGUCAUGUGACUUUCAGCAAGUCCUAUAACCUUUCUGAGCCUCAGUUUCCUCAUCCACAGCAUGAGAGCUACAUCUACUUUGUGAAGAUGAAGUGAGAUGCUAUUGUAAAGGUAUCUGCAUGCAGAGGAAGUCUCUAUGAAUGGUACUGACCACAAGUCUGGAGAAGGCUGAGGAAUGUCACCAGUCUCUACUGUGCCCACACCAGACCAGCAGGGACAGCCAUCUCAACUGUCGCGACAUUAUUUGGAUUUCAAUUGCCUCAUCCUCUCAGGACUCAGAGUUCGCCCCAAUGCCAUCUCAUCAGUAUCCUGAUAUAUUCCAGUUUGUAGCUAGCGUUGAAACCCCAGGAAGUAACAUGACUCACUUAGAUCGCCCAGGUCAGGAAGGUGGGUUCUUGUCCACACUGUGAGGCACCUAGGUCUCUCUUAGUGCCUUCAUAAUUAGCUCACACAGCAAGAGGCUCAUUUGGACGAGGUCUUGAUAGGGGUACAGGGUAGAAUAAAAAUACGAUUUUAAAAUUUCCUUUCUCUUUCCUUUCCCACCCUUUUACUAAGAACAUGUAAUUGAUUAAUCAACAGUAUAUAUUUAACCUAUGUUCUGGCUAAGAUUUUGUUGCAGUUCUCAGUUGACAGGCAGGAGCAAAAAGAUUUUUAACCCAGCCCUGAACUUACACAACUAGCUACCAGGAAUAUGGAGGCUGAUCGAUUAGGACUCAGAAACACCUGGAUGCUGCACACCUGAUCACCGCCUGACCAGUUUCACCAUCCUGUUCCAGGCACCAAUAAUAAAGACAUUCAUCAAGCCCAGACCCCCACAGGGACUCAAAUUCCAGGGCUGCAAACCACCAGAAACCCCCUUAUACUCCCUCCCCAC